Drosophila virilis is the source of this 2043-nucleotide messenger RNA. RefSeq names its product RING finger protein 37. The record is from RefSeq and is a predicted model, not a curated record. Gene Ontology annotation, molecular function: ubiquitin protein ligase binding; ubiquitin-ubiquitin ligase activity. NCBI's taxonomy places the organism in Eukaryota, Metazoa, Arthropoda, Insecta, Diptera, Drosophilidae. Gene Ontology annotation, biological process: protein polyubiquitination. Gene Ontology annotation, cellular component: nucleus.
GGCAGCUGGCAUCAUAAUUCUAAACAGCUGAGUUAUUAGCCAUUAAAAGACGAGAAGAAAAAGGGCAGAAAAUAUCUGCAAAAAGGCAAGGAUUGUUGGAAAAUUGCAAGAAAAACGAACGAAUUAAUACAAAAUUCAAUGUUUUUUUAAACGCUUCAUUGCGCGUGUGUUGGUUAUUUCGAGCGUGCAUGAGAGGCGUGAGUAAUUGUAAGCAACGAUAGCAAACACAGGAGCCAGUGACGCCAUUUUCUGUGCGAAUUAGCAGAAAAAAAAAUCAGAGCAGGUGGGGCGAAGCAGACGCAACGGCAACGCCGCGUGACCAAUAGCAGAGCACAGAAGAGAACGGGAACACACACACAGGCAUUCAAUGAGUAGUCUAAUCAACUUUCUCAAUCCGAAACUUAAACCCUCUGUGGAAUGCGAUGCUGUCUGCGAGGAUGGCUAUACAGCUGCCAAUCUCAUAGCCGACGAUGCGGAGCAGAUGGAGCGAGGCUUUAUGUGCUUUCAAGUCUGCAAGCCGCCCGUUGAGAUUGUCUUUGAUUUUCCCAAAGCUAUCGAUCUGAAGGUGAUCAAACUAUGGCCCAGCUCUGGUGCAUUGCGUUCCACUGGCUUCGAGGUACAUGGCAAGUACGACGGCAUUUGGGAGCGCGUUGCCUACGUGCGUGACCUUCCCAAGGGUAUGGACUCUGUUACCUUUUGCUAUCAAAGCGAUUAUAACUCGCGCAGCAGUGCCGCAGCCGCACAGCAGCAGAGCGAGAAAGUGUUCUUCUUCAAGACGGCCCACAAGAUACUGGGCACCACGAACAGCGUGAAGAUUGUGAUUCGUGCCACCGAACGCUGUCCUCCGGUACUGCGCAAGAUACAAAUGUGGGGUCUACCGGCUCGCAGCCUGGAUAAAGCUGAUCGUGAGCUAAUGAAAACCAUAUGGAGCGAGGUAAGCGAUCCGUAUGGACUCAGGGACCAAGCACAGCAGCAACAGGCAGGCCAGCGUUCGCCUUCGCGUCACAUUCCCGAACUGCGCGAACAAUCGAUGCUGGAGAUACCAGAGGAGUUUCUCGACUCAAUCACCUGGGAGUUAAUGAUAUUUCCCACGGUGCUGCCAUCCGGCAAGGUUGUCGACCAAUCCACUAUAGAUAAGCACUCGGAGGAGGAGGCCAAAUGGGGUCGCCUGCCUUCUGAUCCGUUCACGGGACUUGAAUAUACCUCACAACGCAAAGCAAUACUAAACCUGGCGCUCAAGGCGCGCAUCGAAAAGUUUCUAAUGGAGCACUCGGAGCAGUUUAAAUCAGUGCCGCGUUUACUGGGCAGCUCGCGAAUGCGUCGUCGCCACGCAUCUCAGAUUGCCAGCCACAUGUGCCUGCCGGGCAGCAUGGCAGUCGGCACCUAUUCCUCAUUAAGCAGCGUCUACAAGCACCAGCAGCACCAGCGCAAGACCAAGUCAACCGUCACUGCCACGGCCACAUCGGCAUUCUCAGGUUCCCUUUCGCCGACCUCGCCGCCAGCUGCCAAGCGGCCGCGACACAGCUACUCAACGUAUACAGUUAGCUCUACUGUUACCGCAGCUAGCAGCGCCAAUCAAACGCCGACAACGUCAGCGGCAGCGGGCCCAACAUCUUCCAUUGACCAGGCGUUACAGCAGACCUUGCAGAAGAUCACCCGCUACACGCAAGUGAGCACGGUUCUGCAGCAGCCACCCAGCUGCAUUAACUGCCGCAGCGGCCAGUUUGCCUACGAGAUACGCACUUGUCGUCAUCUGGUCUGCCGCGAGUGCCUCGUCAUGCUGUCGACGGCCCAGCAGUGCGUCUGCAAAGUCACUUUUCGCGGCGUUGACGUGGAGCGCUAUCACAAGCUACCGUAGUCGUGCCUGCCCAUACAAAAUAGUCGUAUUCUAGUGCUUCAAUAUACUUAGGUUCGUUUGUAAGAAUUUUUGUUGCCAAUCUUCAAUCUUCGGAUAGCAGCGGAGUGGAGCCGAGCGGAGCGGAGCGUCGUAUAUGUCGUUCUGUCUCUCUUGUCUCCUUUCCUUUUUUUUUUUUUUUAAUUUGU